Molecule: messenger RNA, 564 nt
Organism: Knipowitschia caucasica
Lineage: Eukaryota; Metazoa; Chordata; Actinopteri; Gobiiformes; Gobiidae
Source: the annotation of a GenBank genome assembly
AUGAUCGCGUUGAUUAACAAGCUCCUGGACUGGUUCAAGGCUCUUUUCUGGAAGGAGGAGAUGGAGCUGACCCUGGUGGGGCUGCAGUACUCGGGGAAGACCACCUUCGUGAACGUGAUCGCGUCCGGUCAGUUCAGCGAAGACAUGAUCCCCACAGUUGGCUUCAAUAUGCGCAAGAUCACCAAAGGAAACGUGACCAUCAAGUUGUGGGACAUUGGAGGCCAGCCCCGGUUCAGGUCCAUGUGGGAGCGAUACUGCCGAGGAGUCAGUGCCAUUGUAUACAUGGUCGAUGCCGCGGACCCAGAGAAGAUCGAAGCCUCAAAGAAUGAACUCCACAACCUCCUGGACAAACCACAGCUGCAGGGAAUUCCUGUGUUGGUUCUGGGGAAUAAGCGGGACUUGCCGGGAGCCCUGGAUGAGAAGGAGCUGAUCGAGAGGAUGAACCUGUCUGCCAUCCAGGACCGCGAGAUCUGCUGCUACUCCAUCUCCUGCAAAGAGAAAGAUAAUAUCGACAUCACUCUGCAGUGGCUGAUCCAACACUCCAGGACCAAGAGGACUUCCUGA